AUGGCGAAAAAAGAAGGAGAAGUUGUUUGUGUAACUGGUGGCAGCGGCUACAUUGGGUCAUGGCUGGUCACUCUGCUUCUCCAACGCGGAUACUCCGUCCACGCCACCGUCAAAGAUCUCAAGGAUGAGAAGGAGACGAAGCAUCUUGAAGAAAUAGAAGGGGCAGAAUCUCGGCUCCGUCUAUUUCAAAUCGAUCUUCUCAACUACGACUCUAUUGUGGCUGCCGUCACCGGAACCACCGGCGUCUUCCAUCUUGCUUCUCCCUGCAUUGUUGAUGAAGUGAGCGACCCGCAGAGCCAGCUCCUUGACCCGGCUUUAAAAGGGACGAUUAACGUCCUCACGGCUGCCAAAGAGUUCGGAGUUCGCCGCGUUGUAAUCACUUCAUCUGUUUCUGCAAUCCACCCAAGCCCCAAUUGGCCUUCGGACAAAGUCAAGAAUGAGGAAUGCUGGACUGAUGAAGAUUACUGCAGACGAGAUGGGGUGUGGUAUCCGCUUUCUAAAACACUUGCUGAGAAAGCUGCUUGGGAGUUUGCUAAGGAAAAGGGUUUGGACAUUGUUGUGGUGAAUCCUGGGACGGUGAUGGGCCCUAUUAUCCCUCCAUCUUUGAAUGCGAGCAUGUUGAUGGUUCUUCGUCUUCUCCAGGGGUGCACUGAGACUUAUCAGGAUUUCUUCAUGGGAAGUGUUCAUGUUAAAGAUGUUGCACUUGCACAUAUCUUGGUCUAUGAGAACCCACUGGCAAACGGACGACAUCUAUGUGUUGAAGCCAUAUCUCAUUUCAGUGACUUUGCCGCUAAGGUUGCUGAACUUUGCCCUGAAUAUGACAUUCCUCAGUUGCCUAAGGAUACUCAACCUGGAUUAUUAAGGGUCAACGAUGCUUCGAAGAAACUGAUUGACUUAGGCCUUAACUUCAUCCCUAUGGAGCAGAUCAUCAAGGAUUCUAACUGGGGCCAAAAGGUUGAUCACAAUGGAAUACUGCCUGGAAAGAUUUGUUAUGAAGAUACAGAGGGAGAGGUGGUAUGUGUAACUGGUGGCAGCGGCUACAUUGGGUCAUGUCUGAUGAGUCUCCUUCUCCAACGUGGCUAUUCCGUCCAUGCCACCGUCAAAGAUCUCAAGGAUGAGAAAGAAACGAAGCAUCUUGAGGAAUUACAAGGGGCAGAAUCUCGUCUCCGUCUCUUUCAGAUUGAUCUUCUCAACUAUGACUCGAUUGCGGCAGCCAUCACUGGCACCACCGGCGUUUUCCAUCUUGCUUCUCCGAACAGUAUUGAUGAAGUUGGUGACCCGCAGAAAGAGCUGUUGGACCCGGCCUUAAAGGGCACUAUCAAUGUGCUCACAGCUGCCAAAGAGCUCGGUGUGUGGUAUCCACUAUCUAAAACACUUGCUGAGAAAGCUGCUUGGGAGUUUGCCAAGGAAAAAGGUUUGGACAUUGUUGUGAUAAAUCCAGGGGCUGUGAUGGGCCCUUUCAUCCCUCCAAGUCUGAGUGCAAGCAUGUUAGUGAUUCUUCGACUUCUUCAGGGCAGCUCCGAGACUUAUGAGGAUUUCUUCAUUGGAUGUGUCCAUAUUAAAGAUGUUGCACUCGCACAUAUUUUGGUGUAUGAGAACUCAUCAGCUAGGGGAAGGCAUUUAUGUGUUGAAGCCAUAUCCCAUUAUAGUGACUUUGCUGCUAAGGUUGCAGAGCUUUGCCCUGAAUAUAACGUUCCAAGGUUGCCGAAGGAUACUCAACCUGGAGUGCUAAGGGACAAAGAUGCUUCAAAGAAGCUGCUUGAUUUGGGCCUAAACUUCAUCCCUGUGGAGCAAAUCAUUAAGGAGUCUGUAGAGAGUUUAAAGAUGAAAGGCUUUCUUCCUUGA
Oldenlandia corymbosa var. corymbosa is the source of this 1845-nucleotide messenger RNA. NCBI's taxonomy places the organism in Eukaryota, Viridiplantae, Streptophyta, Magnoliopsida, Gentianales, Rubiaceae. The record is from the annotation of a GenBank genome assembly.